ACAAGCUGGGAAUGAAGGAGUCUAAAAGCAUCUCUAUUGAUGUGAAAUAUGGUCCAAAGCUUCCCUCUCUGUCAGUGAGUCCAUCUGCUGAGAUAGAGGAGGGCAGUUCAGUGACUCUGAGCUGUAGCAGUGAUGCUAACCCAGCAGCUAACUAUACCUGGUACAAGGAGGAUGGAAACCUCAAACCUCUCAGUGAAGAUCCACAGCUCGUCUUCAGCUCCAUCCAGUCCUCUGACUCUGGACAGUAUCAGUGCAGAGCUCAGAACAAGCUGGGAAUGAAGGAGUCUAAAAGCAUCUCUAUUGAUGUGAAAUAUGGUCCAAAGCUCCCCUCUGUGUCAGUGAGUCCCUCUGCUGAGAUAGAGGAGGGCAGUUCAGUGACUCUGAGCUGUAGCAGUGAUGCUAACCCAGCAGCUAACUAUACCUGGUACAAGGAGGAUGGAAACCUCAAACCUCUCAGUGAAGAUCCACAGCUCGUCUUCAGCUCCAUCCAGUCCUCUGACUCUGGACAGUAUCAGUGCAGAGCUCAGAACAAGCUGGGAAUGAAGGAGUCUAAAAGCAUCUCUAUUGAUGUGAAAUAUGGUCCAAAGCUUCCCUCUGUGUCAGUGAGUCCCUCUGCUGAGAUAGAGGAGGGCAGUUCGGUGACUCUGACCUGUAGCAGUGAUGCUAACCCAGCAGCUAACUAUACCUGGUACAAGGAGAAGCAACAACUACUUCAGGGAACAGAAGGGAGUUAUCACUUCACCUCCAUCAGCUCUGAGGACAGAGGGAUCUACUACUGCAAGUCUGAGAAUCAACAUGGACACAUCAUGUCAUCGUCUCUCUCAGUAGAUGUCCAGUAUGGUCCAAAGCUCCCCUCUGUGUCAGUGAGUCCCUCUGCUGAGAUAGAGGAGGGCAGUUCAGUGACUCUGAGCUGUAGCAGUGAUGCUAACCCAGCAGCUAACUAUACCUGGUACAAGGAGGAUGAAGACUCACCAAAAGCAUCAGGACAGAUCUUCACCAUCACUGACUUCAGAUCUGAACACCAUCGGAAUUAUUACUGUGAAGCUCAGAACAGCAGAGGACGUCAUGACUCCACCUUACACCUGACUGUUGGGGCAGGGAAUUCAAGAAUAAUAAUGACUAUCAUCAGGUCGACUCUGGUGGUCUUGCUGCUGAUUUAUGUGAUUCUCCUGAAUCUGUGGACGAGGAAGAAGAAAGCUCUGAGCUCCACCACUGAAGCACAUGAUCCUGUAGAGAUAGAGUUGGACUCUUGUCCUGAGUAUAAGAACGUCUCAGAUACUGCAGCACAGACAGAAGACACAGAGGAGCAGGAAGACCUGGUGUGAAGUCCAGUCAGUUGCUGUUGAACCAGAGGCGGGACUCACCUGAUGGAAACAAAGUAGGACUUUGAAACAUCAGUGUGGAGAGCGAGGAUGUGCCGGAUGUGGGGGAAGAUAAAACAUUUACCUUCAACUCCCAGAAGUUGUUCCAAAUGUAGAAAUGCACUGAAACCACCGCCAGCUGUGACUUAGCAGCAUAUUUACAAUACUUAUGUUCCUGUAUUUGUAAUCAGCACAAUACUGUUUAGGAUACAACAUGAAAAUGUAUGUAUGUAUUCAGUAGUGAUAAAAAACAGUGGAAUAUUCUAUAAUAAUAUAAGAAACCGUUGUGUUUAA
This is a messenger RNA of Cottoperca gobio, 1655 nucleotides long. Its product is annotated as B-cell receptor CD22-like. The record is from RefSeq and is a predicted model, not a curated record. Lineage: Eukaryota; Metazoa; Chordata; Actinopteri; Perciformes; Bovichtidae. The transcript has 9 exons. Bases 12 to 1325 code for a protein of 437 amino acids.